AUGGAGCAGCGGCUGCGGGAGCUGGAGCGGCUGGCGCAGGGCGAGGCCGGCGGCGGCCCGGGGCUCGACGGCCUCCUGGACCUGCUGCUGGGGCUGCACCACGAGCUCAGCAGCGCCCCCCUGCGGCGGGAGCGCAACGUGGCGCAGUUCCUGAACUGGGCCGGCCCUUUUGUGACGAAGGUGAAAGAGCUGCGGCUGCAGAGAGAUGACUUUGAGAUCCUGAAGGUCAUCGGCCGAGGGGCCUUUGGGGAGGUCGCCGUGGUAAGGCAGAAGGACAGCGGGCAGAUUUUUGCCAUGAAAAUGCUGCAUAAAUGGGAGAUGCUGAAGAGAGCAGAGACGGCCUGUUUCCGGGAGGAGCGGGAUGUUCUGGUGAAGGGGGACAGCCGCUGGGUGACCACGCUGCACUACGCCUUCCAGGACGAGGAGUACCUGUACCUGGUGAUGGAUUACUAUGCUGGCGGCGACCUCCUCACGCUGCUGAGCCGCUUCGAGGACCGCCUCCCGCCCGAGCUGGCCCAGUUCUACCUGGCCGAGAUGGUGCUGGCCAUCCACUCGCUGCACCAGCUGGGCUACGUCCACAGGGACGUGAAGCCAGACAACGUCCUGCUGGACAAGAACGGGCACAUCCGCCUGGCUGACUUCGGCUCCUGCCUGCGCCUCAACGACAGUGGCAUGGUGGACUCGUCGGUGGCGGUGGGGACGCCGGACUACAUCUCCCCCGAGAUCCUGCAGGCCAUGGAGGAGGGCAAGGGUCACUACGGGCCGCAGUGCGACUGGUGGUCCCUGGGGGUCUGCGCCUACGAGCUGCUCUUCGGGGAGACGCCCUUCUACGCCGAAUCCCUGGUGGAGACCUACGGCAAGAUCAUGAACCACGAGGACCACCUGCAGUUCCCCCCAGACACGCCGGACGUGCCGGCCAGCGCCCAAGACCUGAUCCGCCAGCUGCUGUGCCGCCAGGAGCACCGUCUGGGCCGCGGCGGUCUGGACGACUUCCGGAAGCACCCCUUCUUCGAAGGCGUGGACUGGGGGCGGCUGGCGACCAGCACUGCCCCCUACAUCCCUGAGCUUCGCGGGCCCGUGGACACGUCCAACUUUGACGUGGAUGAGGACACGCUCACCCAUCCAGGGACCGCGCCUCCACCGUCCCACGGGCCCUUCUCGGGCCACCAGCUGCCAUUUGUGGGCUUUACCUACACGUCAGGCAGCCCAGGCUCUGAGAGCAGCUCGCAGCGGGCAGCUGCCCCGGGGCAGAAGCUCCACUGUCUGGAGCGAGAGAAGGCAGAGCCGAACGGGAGUUGCCAAGAGGCCCUGCAGAGCCCCUCAGACCCUCGGGAGCUGGGGCAGCCACGGAGGGAGGCGCAGACUCUGCAGGACGGGCCGUCAGGGGCGCUGCGGGCCGGCACCACGCCCUCCUCCCAGCUGGAUGGGCCCCCGGCCGGCCAGGCUGACCUGCGGCAGGAGAGAGACCGACUCCACCAGGAGCUGGCUGCCGCCCGGGCAGCACUGCAGGCGCAGGAGCGGGAGCUCGGCGAGGCCCGGGCGCGGCAGGAGGAGCUGCGGCGCGGGCUGCAGGAGGCCCAGGAGAAGGAGGCGGCCACCGCCAGCCGGGCGCGGGCCCUGAGCUCCCAGCUGGAGGAAGCCCGGGGCGCCCGCAGGGAGCUGCAAGCCCAGGUGGCCACCCUGAAUCGGGAGCUGACGCGGCUCCAGAAACAGCAGGGCGGAAGCCUUCAGAGGGAGUCGGCACCGGGCAAGGCCAUCCACGCCAACGGGGUGGGCCCGCCCGAGGGCAGGCCUCCGGAAGUGCAGCCGAGGGAGGAGGUGGCCGCCCUGCCGGGGCAGCAGGAGCAGAACCACGGCCACAGGUCUGGCGGGAAGGAGGAGGCUCUGUGCCGGCUGCAGGAGGAGAACCGGAGGCUGAGCCAGGAGCAGGAACGGCUGGUGGAGGAGCUGGCGCGGGAGCAGCAGAGCAAGCGGCAGCUGGAGGGCGAGCGGCGGGAGGCAGAGAGCAACUGGGAGGCCCAGAUCGCCGACAUCCUCAGCUGGGUGAACGACGAGAAGGUCUCCAGAGGCUACCUGCAGGCCCUGGCCACCAAGAUGGCCGAGGAGCUGGAGUCCCUGCGGAACGUGGGCACCCAGACCCUCCCUGCCCGGCCGCUGGACCACCAGUGGAAGGCCCGGCGGCUGCAGAAGAUGGAGGCCUCGGCCAGGCUGGAGCUGCAGUCGGCCCUGGAGGCCGAGAUCCGGGCCAAGCGGGGCCUGCAGGAGCAGCUGACGCAGGUGCAGGAGGCCCGCCUUCAGGCUGAGAGCCGCGCUCAGGAGACGGAGAAGCAGAACCAGAGCCUGACCCAGGAGCUCGCGGCUCUGAGGGAGGAAAUGCAGGCCAGGGGCGCCGGGGACGCCAAGCCCUCCAGCUCCCUGAUCACCCUCCUGCCCUUCCGGAGCGCGGAGAAGGACCCCUCCAAGGACCCCGGCGGCUCAGGAGAGGCCCCGAGGCCCGGGAUGGAGCCAGAGCUGAGGCCGGAGGGCCGCCGCAGCCUGCGCAUCGGGGCUGUGUUCCCCAGAGCACCUGCUGCUACCACAGCGCUGGCACAGGGGUCUCCUGCCAAGCCUGGCUCACACACGCUGCGCCCCCGAAGCUUCCCGUCCCCCACCAAGUGUCUCCGCUGUACCUCGAUGAUGCUGGGCCUGAGCCGCCAGGGCCUGGGCUGCGACGCCUGCGGCUACUUCUGUCACUCCACUUGUGCCCCGCAAGCCCCGCCCUGCCCUGUCCCCCAUGACCUCCUCCGCUCGGCCCUGGGGGUGCACCCCGAGACCGGCACGGGCACAGCCUAUGAGGGCUUCUUGUCGGUGCCAAGGCCCUCGGGCGUCCGUCGGGGCUGGCAGCGAGUGUUCGCGGCCCUCAGCGACUCACGCCUGCUGCUGUUCGACGCCCCCGACUCUCGGUUCAGCCCGGCCAGCGGGGCCCUCCUGCAGGCGCUGGACCUGAGGGACCCCCAGUUCUCAGCCACCCCGGUCCUGGCCUCCGAUGUCAUCCACGCCCAAUCCAAGGACCUGCCCUGCAUCUUCAGGGUGACAGCCUCCCAGCUCACGGUGCCGCCCACCACGUGCACCGUGCUGCUGCUGGCGGAGAGCAAGGGCGCCCGGGAGCGCUGGCUGCGGGCGCUGAGCGAGCUGCAGCGGCUGCUGCGGGACGUGCCCCUGACCCUGACCCUGUCGCUGCUUCCAGACCAGGAGCGGCUUGCUCUGGGCACCGAGGAAGGGCUGUUUGUGAUCCACCUGCGCAGCAACGACAUCUUCCAGGUGGGCGAGUGCCGGAGGGUGCAGCGGCUGGCGGUGAGCCCCGCGGCGGGCCUCCUGGCCGCGCUGUGUGGCCGCGGCCCUAGCGUGCGCCUCUUUGCCCUGAGUGAGCUGGAGAGCAUGGAGGCGGCUGGCACCAAGAUCCCCGAGUCGCGAGGCUGCCAGGUGCUGGCAGCGGGGCGCAUCCUGCAGGCCCGCACCCCCGUGCUCUGCGUAGCCGUCAAGCGCCAGGUGCUCUGCUACCAGCUGGGCCCAGGCCCGGGGCCUUGGCAGCGCCGUAUCCGCGAGCUGCAGGCGCCCGCGCCGGUGCAGAGCCUGGGGCUGCUGGGCGACCGGCUGUGUGUGGGUGCCGCCGGCACCUUCGCCCUGUACCCGCUGCUCAACGAGGCUGCGCCCGUGAUCCUGGGGACUGGCCUGGUGCCCGAGGACCUGCCGCCGUCCCGUGGGGGCCUGGGCGAGGCGCUGGGUGCCGUGGAGCUCAGCCUCAGCGAGUUCCUGCUGCUCUUCACCACUGCCGGUGUCUAUGUGGACAGCACUGGACGCAAGUCUCGCAUCCAAGAGCUGCUGUGGCCGGCGAUGCCCACGGGCUGGGGCUACACAGCCCCCUACCUGACAGUGUUCAGCGAGAACGCCAUGGAUGUGUUUGACGUGAGGAGAGCAGAAUGGGUCCAGACGGUGCCGCUCAAGAAGGUGCGACCCCUGAACCCAGAGGGCUCCUUGUUCCUCUAUGGCACCGAGAAGGUCCGCCUGACCUACCUCAGGAACCAGCUGUCAGAGAAGGACGAGUUCGACAUCCCCGACCUCACGGACAACAGCCGGCGCCAGCUGUUUCGCACCAAGAGCAAGCGCCGCUUCUUCUUCCGCGUGUCUGAGGAGCAGCGGCAGCAGCAGCGCAGGGAGAUGCUGAAGGACCCUUUUGUGCGCUCCAAGCUCAUCUCACCGCCCACCAACUUCAACCACCUGGUGCACAUGGGCCGUGUUGACGGGAGGCCCAGCGCCAGGGACCUGUCCCCGGCUCCGGAUGAGAAUGGCCGAGGGGCCCGCAGCUCCGGCCCGCAGCGACCCCACAGCUUCUCGGAAGCCUCGCGGCGCCCAGCCUCCAUGGGCAGCGAAGGGCUGGCUGCAGCUGCAGACCCCAUGAAGAAGAAACCAUGGACAUCUCUAUCCAGCGAGUCUGUGUCCAGUCCCCAGGGUUCUCUGAGUCCUGCCGCCUCCCUGAUACAGGUCUCAGAACGGCCCCGGAGCCUCCCUCCAGCCCCUGAAUCAGAGAGCUCCCCUUGACACCCUCCGGCAGGGCCCACCCUGAUCCCAGGACGGAGAGACAUGAAGGAGCAAAGAGCUUGAAGAGGGCUAGACUCCGGCUGGUCCCGGACAUGUGAAAAUUUGG
Molecule: messenger RNA, 4684 nt
Organism: Condylura cristata (star-nosed mole)
Lineage: Eukaryota; Metazoa; Chordata; Mammalia; Eulipotyphla; Talpidae
Gene: CDC42BPG
Product: CDC42 binding protein kinase gamma (DMPK-like)
Biological process (GO): actomyosin structure organization; peptidyl-threonine phosphorylation
Cellular component (GO): cytoplasm; cytoskeleton
Molecular function (GO): ATP binding; protein serine/threonine kinase activity
Source: RefSeq, a predicted model, not a curated record